AUGCAGUACUUUCGGUCGUCGCAAUUAUACACUCGUUUGAUAGACACCGUGCCGACAACCCUACCCUGGUCAUCCAGUGACCCGUCAGUGAAAGGAGACCCUAGAAAGAGCGUUAAAUGGAUCGAUGGCCUCCGGGGCAUUGCUUCAUUCUUAGUUGUCUUAACCCAUCUCGCGCGAGCAUGGGACUACGAACUAUUCUCACCUCGCGAUGAUGAAAAUGCAACCCCGCGAAUUCUCCAAUGGCCAAUCCUCCGCAUACCCUGGCAAGGUCGAAUUGGCGUGACCAUCUUUGCCUUCCUCACUGGCUAUGUCUGCGCGCUCAAACCUCUGAAGCUAUCACGAGCAGGCGACACGACCGGUGCAUUCGUCACGAUAGCGAAGAGCGCAUUCCGGCGACCCCCACGCCUGAUAUUUCCAGCAACGAUUGCCCUCGUGAUAUCAUGGAUCGUUGCGCAGCUUGGUGGAUUCAUCGUUGCGAACAGAUCAGACUGCUGGUGGUGUCGAUAUGCGGCGCCGGAUCUAGAGGAUUCCUUCUGGAAAGAACUCAUUCGUCUGCCAAAGAAUUUCUUGUCGACUUGGACGACGGGCUACAUGGCAUACGAUGACCAUCAGUGGGCACUCUUGCCUCUGCUUCUGUCAUCAAUGUUGGUGUACAUCACUCUUUCCGCGACUAUGUUUGUCAAGUCUGGAUACAGAGUGUUGAUUUACAUUGGCAUGAUGCUCUAUUUUCAUCAAGAUGCAUCGAAAAACACAGAAACAUUCCAGCUACAAGCCGUGUAUGGAAUGUUAUUGAGUGAUUUCUCAUACAACAAAGCUCUGAAAGCAUGGAUAGAAGACCAUCCCCGGGGCCGCAAAAUGCUUACAAUCCCACUCACCAUCGUCGGCUUGUUGAUCGCCUCAUACCCAGGCGAGCACCCCGAAUGGGCGGGCUGGUCUAACUUCAUGUUGAAAACAGGCCACUAUAUCUUCCCACCAGAAGUCAACCUUGGGAAACGAUACACUGCACUUGCGAUUGAUCUCAUUAUCCUCGCAAUAUUCUUCUCGCCCUCUGCCAAAGACUUCCUCUCCAAUCGAUUGCUUCUCUGGCUCGGCAAGCAGAGCUUCGCCGUCUACCUGAUUCAUGGGACUAUGCUCCGAGUCGUGCUUUGCUGGAUGCUGUAUGGAGUUAGUGGACAGCCUUGGGAGGGCCCUGAAGCUCUGACAGAUGACCAACGGGACUGGAUUCCUCUUCGGUCUCCAUGGGUAGUUGGGAUCAGCAUUCCAGUUUGGAUUGGAUUGGUAUAUCUUCUUGCGGCGCUGUGGACGGGGUAUGUUGAUAGCUUCUGUGCUUCCCUGACGCAGAAAUUAGAGCGGGCCAUGUUUGUCGCGGAUGAGAAGACACCGUUGCCAUUGCCUGCGACGUCGAUUCCCAUGCAGACCACAUAA
Molecule: messenger RNA, 1425 nt
Organism: Penicillium olsonii
Lineage: Eukaryota; Fungi; Ascomycota; Eurotiomycetes; Eurotiales; Aspergillaceae
Source: the annotation of a GenBank genome assembly